AGAAAAAAUAAAUAAUUAACCCAAACAAAAAUCAUCAUCCCUUUGGAGCAAGAGUAGCUUCUUGACAAUGCCGAAGUAGAAGAAGCCAAGCCAGUGGCACCAAUGAAGCCAUUCCACUUCCAUCUCCGCCGCCACUUCAGCACAAAAUACACCGCCAAGAUCACCUCCACCUCCCCAACCGGCCGUUCUCUAGCGGCGGAAGUAACCCCACCACCUCCACUCCCCUCCGACAUUCGAGGCUACACUCUCCCCCGCCGCGACCUCGUCUGCAAAGCCACCCAAAUCCUCCUCUCCAACACCACCCACACCACCACCACCGCCAAACUCUCCCUCACCGACCCUUUCUCCGACCUCUCCGACUACCUCCACUCCCUCUCCCUCACCCUCACCCCUCUCGAAGCCUCCGAGAUUCUCAAAGCCCUCAAAAACCCUUCCCUCGCUCUCAAAUUCUUCCACUUCUGCCCCUCCCUUUCCCCCAAUUUCCGCCAUGAAUCCUUCACCUACAACCGCCUCUUCCUCAUCCUCUCCAAGUCCUCCUCCCCGCUCCGCCUUGACCAGGCUCGCGACCUCCUCAAUGACAUGGAGCGCCGCGGCGUGCGUGGCUCCAUCUCCACCGUGAACAUUCUCAUUGGGUUCUUCGGUGAUAUAGAGCGUUGUGUUGGGUUGGUCAAGAAAUGGGACCUUAGCCUCAAUGCUUACACCUACAAGUGCUUGCUUCAGGCACAUUUGAGGUCCCUUGAUUCAUCCAAAGCUUUUCAGGUGUAUUUGGAUAUGCAGCGGCGCGGUUAUAGGCUCGAUAUUUUCGGUUACAACAUGCUUUUGGAUGCUCUGGCCAAGGAUGAAAAGGUGGAUAAAGCAUAUAAAGUUUUUGAGGACAUGAAGCGGAGGCAUUGCGAGCCUGAUGUGUUCACUUACACCAUUAUGAUCAGAAUGACUGGGAAAUACGGCAAAACUAACGAGUCACUGGCACUUUUUGAAGUGAUGUUAGAAAAGGGCUGCAAUCUGAAUGUGAUUGCUUAUAAUACUAUGAUUGAGGCACUGGCUAAGGGCCGUAUGGUUGAUAAGGCCAUCCUGCUCUUCAAAAAAAUGGUGGAGAAUGAUUGUCAGCCUAAUGAAUUUACGUACACUGUGCUUUUGCAUGUUCUGGUUGCUGAAGGGCAACUUAAUAAGCUUGACAGUAUUGUGGAGUUAUCAAAGAAAUAUAUAAAUAAGCAGAUAUAUGCAUAUCUUGUGAGGACUCUAAGCAAAUUGGGUCAUGCUUCUGAAGCACAUAGACUAUUUUGCAACAUGUGGAACUUUCAUGACAAGGGUGAUAAAUAUGCUUACAUGUCCAUGUUAGAGAGUUUAUGCAGUGCUGGGAAAAUGACAGAGGCCAUAGAUCUUCUGGAUAAAAUUCAUGAAAAAGGUAUAACCACUGAUACUAUCAUGUAUAAUACAGUAUUCACAGCUCUCGGAAGGUUGAAGCAAAUAUCACAUAUUCAUGAUCUUUAUGAAAAGAUGAAAAGAGAUGGCCCUGCACCAGAUAUAUUUACAUACAAUAUUCUGAUCUCCAGCUUUGGCAGGGCUGGAAGAGUUGACAGUGCUGUUAAGAUUUUUGAAGAACUAGAGAACAGCAAGUGUGAGCCUGAUGUUAUUUCCUAUAACUGUUUGAUCAAUUGCCUAGGAAAGAAUGGGGAUGUUGAUGAAGCUCACAUGAGAUUUAAAGAGAUGCAAGAGAAAGGAUUAAAUCCAGAUGUUGUAACCUACAGUACACUUAUUGAGUGCUUUGGCAAGACGGAUAAAGUUGAGAUGGCAUGCAGGUUGUUCGACGAAAUGCUUGCUGAAGAAUGCUCUCCUAACUUGGUCACAUAUAAUAUUUUACUAGAUUGUCUUGAAAGGUCUGGAAGAACUGCUGAGGCAGUGGACCUUUAUGCAAAACUCAAGCAGCAAGGAUUGACACCCGAUUCAAUUACAUAUGCUGUGCUUGAACGAUUGCAAAGUGGUGGGCAUGGUAAAUUGAGAGUUCGAAGGCAGAACCCAAUUACUGGAUGGGUUGUUAGCCCUUUACGAUGAUGUAGUAGACAAAAUGUUCAGUAUACAUCCAUAUCAGGCAGAAAUUUUGUGAUUCUUCUUUCUCAGGGUUCUUUGUCUAAGGCUCUAAGCUAUAGCUGUGUAGCUGAGGUAAAGAACCUUACAUGAUUAUUGCAGUGUGAUGAACUUGGUUGCAAUCAAACGCCAGCAAGUGCAGUGACUAUACACAUGUUCCAGAAAUGGCUUGCUGUUGGUUGGUAAUGUACUCAAGUUUUUUUGCAAAGGAAUUUGUAACUUUGGAAUUCAAUGAAGAAGGUAUGUUUACUUUCUGUUAUGGAUCUGAUAGAUUCUGAUAACUUAAUUCGUGAAAGGGUCUGAGCAAGCUUGUAGUGGAUAAAUAAUCUUUGGCAUGGGUUGCCCAUUCUCUGCCCUUGCAAAGAUAAUCAAAAUCAUGGCCUCAUGGGGAAAGGACUAGCCAUUAUUUACUCUUUAUAUAGAAUUCUGCUUUCUUACAUGAAUUGUAAUAUAGGGGAAAUCUAGAAGGGGAAAAUUGCCUAUUAUUUUCAUUGGUUUUAUACUGGACAUUUCCAGGCUUCUAAAGUUAAUAACUCAGUUUUUGAGGAUGGCGUUGUAAGAUGUAAAGCAACAGAUGAUAUAUUCCACCAUUUACAGAGUGCUGUUUCAUUUUCUGCUA
Lotus japonicus is the source of this 2704-nucleotide messenger RNA. Its product is annotated as pentatricopeptide repeat-containing protein At1g51965, mitochondrial. The coding region runs from base 103 to 2052 and encodes 649 amino acids. The record is from RefSeq and is a predicted model, not a curated record. The transcript is spliced from 2 exons. Lineage: Eukaryota; Viridiplantae; Streptophyta; Magnoliopsida; Fabales; Fabaceae. Gene Ontology annotation, molecular function: protein binding.